AUGGCUCCCCCAUCCGCUACCUACGAAGUCGUUGACACCGGCACAUCAGUGCCUACAAAUGGGCACGAAAAAGCCGCCACUGUUCCCCUGGAGCCAGGACUCACAGAGAAGCAGGGCGAGACGGUAGGAUUGAACAUCCAAACCGCUCCAACAUUCACGGAUAAGUAUGAGGAGCGUGCAUAUCAAAAGGGACGGUUAGCAUUAGCCUUUAGGAUUUUUGCCAAGCUGGGAUUCGAUGAGGGUGUUGCGGGACACAUUACGUUGCGAGACCCCGUAGACCCAAGUUCCUUCUGGGUCAAUCCCUUCGGCGUAGCCUGGCCCCUCCUCAAAGCCUCCUCCCUAAUCCUCGUCAACGCCGACGGGAAAGUCAUUGACGGCGGUCCCGUACGCUUGCUCAACACAGCCGCAUACAUGAUCCACCACGCCGUGCACACUGCACGUCCAGACGUAAACUGCGUCGCGCACUCGCACUCCAUCUACGGACGUUCCUUCUGCACGCUCGGCAAGAACCUCGAUACCAUCACGCAAGACUCAUGCGCCUUUCACAACGACAUCGCUCUCUACAGUUCGUUCCGCGGUAUCGUGCUAGCUGCAGAUGAGGGGUUGGCUAUUGCUGCAGCGCUGGGACAGAAGAAAGCGGCGCUGUUGCAGAAUCAUGGACUUCUGACGUGUGGGAAGAGUAUUGAGGCUGCUGUGUUCUGGUUUAUGAGUUUGGAAAAAUGCUGUCAUGCGCAGCUGCUGGCUGAUGCUGCGGCGGGCGGGGUAGGGGCAACGACGGUCAAAAUUGAUGAAGCAGAUGCGGCUUAUACAUAUAAGGCUUUGGGCACCGAGAAGGCGGGUUGGUUUAGUGCAAAGCCUACUUUUGAUGUAAUGGAGCAUGAAGCAGGCGUGGAUUAUAAGGGGUGA
This is a messenger RNA of Lachnellula hyalina, 906 nucleotides long. Its product is annotated as Meiotically up-regulated protein. Gene Ontology annotation, cellular component: cytoskeleton. The transcript is spliced from 2 exons. The record is from RefSeq and is a predicted model, not a curated record. Lineage: Eukaryota; Fungi; Ascomycota; Leotiomycetes; Helotiales; Lachnaceae. The coding region runs from base 1 to 906 and encodes 301 amino acids. Gene Ontology annotation, molecular function: actin filament binding.